Molecule: messenger RNA, 4902 nt
Organism: Microplitis demolitor
Lineage: Eukaryota; Metazoa; Arthropoda; Insecta; Hymenoptera; Braconidae
Product: ankyrin repeat domain-containing protein 13C
Exons: 4
Coding region: 625-1923 (432 amino acids)
Cellular component (GO): cytoplasm
Molecular function (GO): protein binding
Source: RefSeq, a predicted model, not a curated record
CGAAAAUGGCGAAAUUAGUUUGUGACAUUGAACACCGAUAGUUUUUUUACAAAAUAUAUAAUCGUGAACCUACGCACAAUAAUAAUAAUAAUAAUAAUAUAAACAUAAUAAUAACAAUAUUAAUAAUGAUUAUAAAAUAAAAGUGUAUGUUGAAAUCUAAAACGUUCAUUAUUUUUAAUACCAUGAAGUAAUCGUCAUUAUUAUUGAGUUUGUGAAAUAAGAACACAAACGCCAAUACCUUAUUUGUCAAGUGUACACCAAACAACUUGGUUGUAUUAAUAUUUAAAUUUUAUCAAUGACAAUUUGCUAUAAGUAAUAACAAUUGUUAAAUUAUAAAAUAUAUAAAUUAUUUAGUUACGUGUAACUAAUACACGUAAGUGUGUCAAUAUUAAUACAUUACUUUAAUGGACAUGACUGAAAAACUAGAUCAUUGUAAUGUUUAUAUACAUAAUAUCAAAAGUUUGGUAAUGAAAUUGUAUAUUUAAAUGAGUAAAUAUCACGAGAAUGAUAUUUAGUAAUAUUUUAGUCAUGAAAUCAGUGAAAAUAUAUCAAAUGUGAAAUUAUUUUAAUGAUAAUUAUUUUAUAUAAUAUAUCUACACGUUAAUUUAUAAAAUAAAUAUUAAAAUGGAUUAUCCUAUUCAUAAGUGUAUUUUUCAAGGUGACAUUAAGUCACUCAGUACUUUAAUAAGAACACAUGACAUUGCUGAAAAAGAUAAACAUGGUAAUACGCCAUUACAUUUAGCAGUAAUGCUAGGACGAAAAGAAUGUGUUCAAUUAUUACUAGCCCACGGUGCACCGGUAAAAGUAAAAAACAUAGCAGGAUGGAGUCCAUUGGCCGAAGCGAUAAGUUACGGCGAUCGUCAAACAAUAUCAUCAUUAGUAAGAAAAUUAAAACAACAAGCUCGCGAACAAAUGGAAGAAAGACGACCAAAUUUAGUAUCAGCGUUGCAUAAAAUGGGAGACUUUUACAUGGAAUUAAAGUGGGAUUUUCAAAGCUGGGUACCAUUGGUAUCAAGAAUAUUGCCAUCAGAUAUCUGUAGAAUCCAUAAAAGCGGCGCGUCAAUUCGUAUGGACACAACUCUUGUAGACUUCAAUGACAUGAGAUGGGAACGCGGUGACAUAUCAUUUAUAUUUAACGGCGAUCAAAAACCGAGUAAAUCAUUGACGGUACUUGACAAUAAAGCAAAAUUAUAUCAACGCGUACGUUAUGAAGAAACGGAGCUGGAGAUUGAAGACGAGGUGGAUAUUUUGAUGUCCAGUGAUAUUAUGGCAGCACAAAUGUCAACUAAAAACAUAACAUUUUCACGUGCUCAGACUGGAUGGAUAUUUCGUGAAGAUAAACGUGAAAUGGUUGGCCCAUUUAAUGCCGAUUUUUAUCAAAUAAACGGGAUGGUACUGGAGAGUCGUAAGAGACGCGAGCAUUUGAGUGAAGAAGAUUUACAAAAAAAUAAAGCCAUCAUGGAAUCAUUGACUAAAGGAAGUUCUCAAGGGUUUACUAAUGGCGAGCCGCCAAUCAGACGUGCAUCUUUAAAUCCACCUCCGGAUUCAGAUAUAUCAUGGGAAAUGUAUUUAGAGGCACCAGCAGGAGAGUGCCCACUUUUAGGUAGAAGUCUUGUGUACAAAGAAAGUAGUAAAUCAUUCAAAGCGACAGUCGCAAUGAGUCCUGAUUUCCCACUGACUGUUGAUAUGCUACUUAAUGUACUGGAAGUUAUUGCGCCCUUUAAACAUUUUAGCAAAUUACGUCAAUUCGUAAGAAUGAAACUACCCCCUGGUUUUCCAGUUAAAAUAGAUAUACCCAUAUUACCAACAGUCACUGCUAAAAUAACAUUUCAAGAAUUUGCAUUUAGAAAUGACAUUAAUCCAGAUUUAUUUCAAGUACCAACGGACUAUUUUGAAGACCCAAUGAGAUUCCCCGAUUUAUGACGCUUUGAUACUCUAACAUUAAUUGAGGUCAAUUAUUAUGGCUCAGGUCUGAUUUCACUUUUAGGGGAACGUUUAGCAUUGGAAUUUCCGCUUGGAGUAAGCCUUGGUAGUAUUUAUUCCAGUCACUGUGUGUUAUUAAUCGAGUAAUAUAUUAAUUAUCAUUUUUUCCACCCCAAUAAUUAAAAAAAGAACAAAAAAAAACGUAUACGUGUAACAAAACUUGUAAUUUUUGUCUAUUGUCUUUCGAAAAAAUAUUUAUCAUCGAUGAUUUUCACUCACUUAUUAAUUUAUAAUUUUAUCACAUUCACAAAAUUAAUUUUUGUGACUAUAAUUAUUUUGUACUUGGUAUUAAUUACUUAUUUAAUGAGUUUAUAAAUUUAUAAAUAAUUUAAGCGACUAACAUAUCAAUAAUUUUAUUACAAAUGAAUCUAAAACUUCAAACUGUUGUUUAGUUAUGGAAAAAUUUUUGUUAAGUAAUUAAUACUGUGUAUAAAAUAAAUUAGUUAAUUAUUAUUUAAAACGAAAUUUAAAUAGAUGAAUCAAUAGAUAGUUUUUCAACCACUGCCAAAGCAAAUAAAGUUUCACUUGCUCUUUAUAUACUGACGUAAUAAUUAUUUUAAUUGAAGCUUUUACUGCUUUUUUAAUUUAAUUGCACCGUUAGCAAUUAAUUAUCAAUGCCUAAAUAUUGAGAUCAAUUAAAAAAUAUUAAUUUUUUUUUAACCAGAAAUAUUUUAUUUUUAAAUGAACGCUUAAUAAAUAUUUUUUCAAAAAGUAAUUGUCAGAAAAAAACGAAAAAAUUUCGCGGUAAAAUUAUUUAUUAUAAAAUUAUGACAGAGUUUAAGUUUAUAUAAAAAAUUUUUGUCGAAUUUAAUAUUUUUUAAAUUCUAUCAAAGCUUUGAAUCAGAAUUUCAGUGUCAGGAAACUUAAAAUAAAAUAUUUCUGUUAAAAUAAAAUAAAAAAAUUAAACUUUCUCAAUAAACUCUGAAUAUAUAUUUAUAAUUAUAUAAACAAAAAAUAUUUCAGCUAUGCUCGACCUAAAAACCUAACAAACUAAUAAAAAAUAUAAACAUAUAUUUAAUUGUCUGACUGUUCGAAUAAUAUAAAAAAAAAAUACGUAUCAAUCUAUAAAUAUUUACAAACUAAAAGUGCAAGUUAUUCAUUUAUUAUAAAUUAAAAUAUAUAAAAAAUUAUUAAUUUUUAAAAAACUAAAAAAGAAAAAAAAAUGCAGCUACUGCUCAAUGGGCCAGCAAUAUAAAUUGACUAAAAUUCUUUAGUUUAUGAAUAAAAAAAAAAAAAUAAAUAAAAUUUAUGAGCACGUGGAAAUUGCUGAGCAUCUGUAAGAUGUGCCUCUUUUUUCUUGUAUUGUGCGUUUACUGCGUCUUGAUAUAAAAAAAAUAAUAUUAAUGGUAAAAAAACAAGACAAAAAAAUAUGGAAUAAAAAAUAAAUAAACUAAAAAUAUAAAUCUAUUUUUACACAAUUUAAACUAAAAGCCAGAGCUCAUCAAUCGAUUAAGUUUGGCAAAUACAUCUUGCUCCGUAGUUUCUUCUAUUUUUCUAAAUUGUGUAUUUCUUCGACUCUUUAAGAGAGACCACUAGUGUGAUCGCCUGGAAAAAAGAUUAUUUUUGGGAAUUUUUUUAAAGAAAACUACUGCAUAGAAUGUUUUAAUGUUUUAAAGAUAUAUUUCUAGAUAUAUAAUGAAUGGUAACCAACCUAAUGAACUUUGGCGAUAUGAACUUACCUUUUUUCUCAGGUUUUGUAAAAUUGAAAUUUGGUAAAUUUGAAUUUUUAUGAAUUAAAUAACCUAUUAAUAUUCAAAUAUUAUAUGUCUACGCACACAAAACCUGAGAAAAAAGGUAAGUUUAAAUCAUCAAAGUUUAAAUCGCUAAAGUUCAAAUUUACAAAAGUUCAAAUUACCAAAAUUCAAAGUGUAAAAGUUCAAAUUUUCGAAGUUCUUUCGAUAUGGAAUCAUAAUGAAUACAAGAUAAAAUUUUUGCAUCAAAAAUUUAAAAACUCAGCGAGUUAUUCGCAAUUUCCCGCUCCAAAAAAAGUCUCCCCACUACAGUGAUUGCGACCUUCUGUGCAUGAAAUAAAAAAACCAAAAAGUUCAUCAAACUAGAAGGUAUUUCCCGUACCAUGACCCUCGAUCGAAAAAAAAAUUGAAAUUUAACAAAAUGGCGGGGUUUUUAAAAAGUUUCAAAUUUCGCGCGAAAAUUAGACGACUUUUGGCCUGCCAAAAUUACACUUUUCAUUCGAUCAGAAAACUGGAGGUUCAUGGUAUGAAACAUAUAAAAGAAGCUGUAAUAAGAAUCAAAUCGAUUGGAUGAUUUGUCUUCGAUAUAACUGCGGCAAUUUUUAAAAAUGUAUUUUUGAGAACCAAUAAGCGGCUGCUCUUCAGAUGGCUGCAACUCAAAAAAACUUUUCGAGAUAUGCGAAAAAAAUUGAUUUUUUCAAAAUUUCACACUAGUGGUCUCCCUUAAUUAUCAUAUUAAUCAUUAAAAUAAUAAUAAUUUACACUAAUUGAUAAAUUAAAAAAAAAUAUACAUAUAUAUAUUAAAUAAUAAAAAUUUAUAUGUAAUAAAAAAAAACCCUUUGUACUUGCGUCCGCGUGUUUAGAUUUAUCGUAACCAGCUUUUUUCAAUCAGACUAUACUCGUGUGCUCGAUUAGUAUCAUAUAGUUAAUUAGUGGGGUACUAACAUAGUGUUAAUUUAUUUGUAAUUUAAUUAUUAAUAUUAUUUAAUUAUUUAUAAUGCCUUCCUUUGCUACACUUCCCCGUAGUAUUUAUCACUGUUUAUUGUUUUGUUAAACAAAAAAAAAGAAAAUUAAAAAUUAAAAUUAUUAUAAAAUUCGACGCAGAGCGUUGGAUAUAUGUUGAAUUUUGUCGGCAUUAGUAUUUAUAAUUUAUUAUCAUAUUAUAAUUAAUGGUAUUGUGUUAUAAAAAUAAUUUUUACACCAAUAUAUUAUAUUGUAAAAUUAUUCA